Fusarium proliferatum ET1 is the source of this 708-nucleotide messenger RNA. RefSeq lists its product as uncharacterized. The record is from RefSeq and is a predicted model, not a curated record. The coding region runs from base 1 to 708 and encodes 235 amino acids. NCBI's taxonomy places the organism in Eukaryota, Fungi, Ascomycota, Sordariomycetes, Hypocreales, Nectriaceae. The transcript has a single exon.
AUGUCUUCAAGAACCUACCCAGCCUGGUUUCACAGGGUACGGAGCCUGGUGCAAGACCGUAAGGCACGGGGACAGGCCUUUAGAUAUUAUGACGAUGAACUACCUACCAGGCCCCAAGACUACGACGAAGAUCUCUCUGAAUGCCCCAAUGAUAGUGGGGACUCUGACCAAUCGUCUAUACUGAGCGACAUCUCCGGAAAUGCCUCCAGCGAAAAGGUCCAGUACUAUGCAAUGAAGAAACAGCGAAAUGAACGCAAGAAGCAAUUGAGAGAUCGGAGGACCGGGCAAGGGUCGAACCAAAGCGAUGACGAAUGGUCUGAAGAGACAGAGGUCCAGAAGGAGUUGGAGAUCGAAGAGGAAGAGAUUAGGCCGAUCAAAGAAGCCCUCACCGAAGCACAACAGUCACCCGAAGAGAAUUCUGCUCACCUCAAAAAGCUAGGAGGUAGACUCUUUAGGCUCUGGUCUACUGACCACGUAAAGUACUGCACUUUUGAGACUGCGCCGAAGAGAUACAUUGAGUUCUACGAUCCCAAGGAAUUCCGAGGAUUCAAAACCUACCCAGACGGUAAAAUUGACGGUCAUAUUUAUAUGGUGUCGGACGACAUGUGUGAAAUUGAUAAUUUCACACCCCCCAAAAACCCAAGCCUGGACUUCGUUCGGCUUGAUGGAAAUCCAGGCCGUCAUUGUUUUGAGGUUCAGUUUUUUUGA